AUGUCUGGCCCGCCACCAUAUCACAACCUGACUCUGUACACCUUCGGAACGCCCAACGGUCAUAAGUCUUCCAUCACGAUGGAAGAGCUUGGCCUUCAGUACACGAUCGAAGUCGUUGAUAUCUCCAAAAAUGUCCAGAAAGAAGAUUGGUUCCUUGCUAUCAAUCCCAAUGGACGUAUUCCGGCCUUAAAGGAUGGCGAUAUGAGAGUAUUCGAAAGCGGUGCUAUUAUGCUCUAUCUGACCGAUCACUAUGACAAGGAUCACAAGAUCAGCUAUCCUCACGGCAGCCGAGAGUACUACGAAAUGGUGUCGUGGCUAAUGUGGCAGAUGGGCGGCCUUGGCCCAGGACAAGCGGAACAUUUCAGAGCUAUGGCGGGGGUUUACUCGGCUUACGGCAUAAACAGAUAUGUCAAUGAAACCAGACGACUGAUCGAUGUGCUCGAAUCUCGGUUAAAGAGCUACGACUGGUUGGCGGGUGAGAAGUACACCAUCGCUGACAUUGCGAGUUAUGCUUGGUUGAGGUCCGCCUUUCUGCUUCUGGACAUAGAUGUUCGCCAGUGGCCUGGUUUGGAGAAGUGGAUCAAAAGGAUCGGUGAACGCUCAGCCGUCCAGAAGGGCAUAAAUAUUCCUGCGAGCAGCCGAACCGUUGAGGAGAUGGCUCAACUCUUCAAAUCGAUGCGCGACAAGGUUGAUGCAAUGAAGAAUACAGACAAGCAUGAUUCGUGA
Molecule: messenger RNA, 726 nt
Organism: Cladophialophora bantiana CBS 173.52
Lineage: Eukaryota; Fungi; Ascomycota; Eurotiomycetes; Chaetothyriales; Herpotrichiellaceae
Exons: 2
Coding region: 1-726 (241 amino acids)
Source: RefSeq, a predicted model, not a curated record